Molecule: messenger RNA, 1948 nt
Organism: Nymphaea colorata (pocket water lily)
Lineage: Eukaryota; Viridiplantae; Streptophyta; Magnoliopsida; Nymphaeales; Nymphaeaceae
Product: splicing factor U2af large subunit B-like
Exons: 18
Coding region: 151-1773 (540 amino acids)
Biological process (GO): mRNA processing
Cellular component (GO): nucleus; nuclear speck; U2AF complex
Molecular function (GO): pre-mRNA 3'-splice site binding; poly-pyrimidine tract binding
Source: RefSeq, a predicted model, not a curated record
GCGAGAGCGGGAGGGAGAGUCUCUGUUUGGGAUCCGCUCUAGGGUUUGAUUGAGAGAGAGGGAGAGAUAAAGAGUUGGGUCUUCGACUGAAUCGAAUAGAGAGAGCGAGAGAGAAACAGAGUUGGGUUUUUGAUUGAAUCGAAUAGCAUCAUGUCAAGGCGUGAAUCGGAACGCGAGAGAGAGCGCGACAGAGAGGAGAGAAGAGUGAGGGACAGAGACAGGGACAGGGAUAGAGACAGGGAUCGGGAGAGGGAGAAAGAUAGGGAUCGUCAUCAUAGGGACGGCCACGAGAGUAGAAGCUCAAGAGAGGACAGGGGGCGCGAUGGGGAGGACGGUUAUGAUCGCCACCGUAGUAGCCGCGAUUAUGACAGGCACCGUGACCACGACCGUGAUGCAGAAAGGCGGCACAAACAUAGAUCACGUUCUCGCUCAAGGGAAAAGUCUAAACACAGAUCUAGAUCAAAAUCCAGAUCUAGGUCGCGCUCUCGGUCACGUUCGAAAAGCAAACGGGCAAGUGGUUUUGAUGUAUCACCUCCCGGGGCUGCUGUAUUGCCUGCUGCAGCAAUACUAGGCCAAAUGCCAGGUGUUCCUCAGCCAAUGGCUGGCAUGUUUCCAAAUUUGUUUCCUUUCGGGACCACACAGUUUGGAGGUCUUCCACUUGUACCAGCACAACCUAUGACUCAGCAGGCUACAAGACAUGCACGCAAGGUAUAUGUUGGAGGCCUACCAGCUAUGGCAAAUGAGCAGACAAUUGCAACAUUUUUUAGCCAUGUAAUGGCUCUUAUUGGGGGAAAUACUGCAGGCCCAGGUGAUGCUGUGGUCAAUGUGUACAUAAAUCAUGAAAAGAAGUUUGCAUUUGUUGAGAUGAGAACUGUGGAGGAAGCAAGUAAUGCGAUGGCAUUGGAUGGCAUAAUGUUCGAAGGCGUUUCAUUAAGAGUACGGAGGCCAACAGAUUACAAGCCCUCAAUUGAUGGAGCACUUGGCCCCAGCCAACCAAGUCCUCAUCUCAAUUUAGCUGCUGUUGGCCUUACUCCAGGUGCAAUUGGUGGUGCAGAAGGGCCUGAUCGAAUAUUUGUUGGCGGAUUGCCGUACUACUUAACAGAAGCCCAAAUAAGGGAGCUGCUAGAGUCUUUUGGACCCUUGCGUGGUUUUGUCCUUGUUAAAGAUAGAGAUACAGGAAAUUCAAAAGGUUAUGCUUUCUGUGUAUAUCAGGAUCCUUCAGUUACAGAUAUAGCUUGCGCUGCUCUCAAUGGCCUAAAAAUGGGAGAAAAGACGCUUACUGUUCGACGUGCUACUGCCGGCAAUGGCCAAACGAAGCCAGACCAGGAUAUCAUUUUGCAGCAGGCUCAGCAGCAUAUAGCGUAUCAGAAGCUAGUCCUGCAAGCAAGUGGUGCAGCUUUGCCUGGAGUUGGUUCAGUUGCUGGGUUGGGAACGGAGAUGCCAUCAAAAGUUGUUUGCUUGACCCAGGUUGUAACUGCGGAUGAGCUGAGGGAUGAUAGUGAGUAUGAAGAAAUAUUGGAGGACAUGAGAGAAGAAGGUGGAAAAUUUGGGGAGUUGGUGAACGUUGUUAUUCCACGGCCUGGUCCAUCUGGUGGUACAGGUGUCGGGAAGGUAUUCUUGGAGUAUGCGGAUACCUCCAGUUCUGCAAGGGCAAAAGCUGCCCUUAACGGUAGAAGAUUUGCAAACAAUCUUGUAGUUGCCGUCUACUUCCCUGAAGACAAGUUUUCAAGUGGAGAUUAUGAUUUUGAUGUAGGCCAGCAAACUUCUGCUUAAUUAGCGGUUAAAAUAAGUGAGCUUCAUAUCUAUCACCUCUCGUAGCUUUGCAAGAGCCCAGUGCUUCUGUUUUGACAUGUGAAGCCACAUCUAAUUGAAAGCUGUUGAUACUGGUCCAUACUGCUUAUAUUCCUUUUUGUCUAAUGUAAGGUAAAGGUCUUCUUUCUUGUCAUCA